AUGACAUCGAUGAUCCGCCCAACUCGGCAGCUCAGAAGGCGGCCUCAUCGGGCGGAGUCAAAAGCUUUGACAAAGGGGGAUUUGGAGCUCCGGAACGGGACGCCAGAAGAAAAUCUCUUGCACCACCUUAGGCAAACGACGAUUUCUCUCAGAAAAAGACUUUCAACGCAAGAAGCAGCUCUUAGUUUGGAUGAGAAAAAGGAGUUUUUGGCGCACUUUAAUCAGGCCUGUGAAAAGUAUAUUCGAAUCAGAGGAAAAUGGCCUAGUAAGGUGGAAUUUGGGGAUGUUUUAUGGCUAUUACGUGCGCCCCUACUAUCAAGGGAGAAAGAAAUCCGCGCUUCCGCCAUCCGUCUUUUGCGCUAUUUCCUGAAUACGCCUGGCGAUGUCGACGUAUUCAUUCAACGCGGAAUGGCUGCUCUUAUCGUCAGAAUUCUUGACAACAACAACGACGAUCCAGCAUAUGAAGAUCGAGUUCAAGCGCUAAAACUAAUUCGCAAACUCCUCAAGAUCGUACCCAAACACCUUCCACGCGCACUUGUUAUCACCUUAGUCACAAUUAUCAACAAUUCCUUACGCAACGAUACGCAUGAUACCGCUGAGAAACGCACGCUACCUGUCCGAGAUAAGCUUUAUCGCCCUUGUAUAGAAAUCCUAUGCGAAAUCAGCUUUGCUGCACCCACUUCCGUUAUCGAAGUCGGUGGUUUCAGAGUGUUGUUGGAUGCUGUGCUGGAUAAAACCAUCACAGGGACAAGUCCAAACAUAUCAGAAUCGAUGGUCAUCACAAUUUUACACCUCAUCCAGUUUAUGCCCAACGUCAGCGCCGAUUACCACCUCAGUUAUUUGAUCUCGCCUCACUUCGAAAAAGGCAAGCAUUCCGAUUGCGCAGUUCUCCAAGCUCCAACAUGCUCAGGUGUCCAAUACAACGCGUCUCGCCUGGCUCUGACCUCUCUUCUCCGCAACUGGCGUGGCUUGGCGAAUCUUUGCCACGGCCGCUUUAACAAUUCCAUUUCCGAGCUUUUGGCGAUAUUUUGCUGCAACUUGGAAGACACGAUUUUGCUCGACUCACUUUUAACACUCCUCUUUGACGUCUUCAACAUCCGCAGCUGUCAGGAACAGGAGCUGGAAGAAAUUGAAGAAAAAUCGGAAGAGUGCUCGACGAUCUUUGACGAUUUAGUCGCAGCAAGCCAAAAAUUAGAUUACGACGACGAGCAAGAAUUUAGUCUCGCCCAGAACUUCCUCGUCGCUGAAAGUCGAUAUAAAGAGAGCAUCUACGAAACGGACGGAACGUACUUUGACCUGUCACAAUCCUUCAAAAUCCUCAUCCUAGCAAUUUUUCUCGAAGCGCGCUUGGUCGAACACCUGAUCGAACUCAUCACAAACGCUCAGUCAGAAGUGGUAGCGGCCAAAGGAGGCUUGUUACUAGCAGAAAUCGAUGUGCUUACGUCACUUUAUCUUCCUGCGCAUUGCGUUUCAAAUUCUGUUCUUUCCGAGACCAAAUUAUCAGAUAAAGCAAUGCUCGUUCUCGCAACGAGCGAGAUAAUCACCUCCCGCCUGACUCACAUAGUAAACGAGGAAGGUUCCACGGACCGGGGUCAACGACGCGCUCAUCAGGCAAUCAUGUGGCUUAAAAAUUACCGCCGACUGCGGAAGGCCUCCUUUCAGCAAUCCAUUUACCUGCAGCAUCAAAUCAAACUUCGUACACAAAAACCAAAGCCAAUUUUCUCUGUUCCCGUUCCCACACCUGCACCAACCUCAUCAAACACCAGUUCACGGCGCUCAUCACUUGGCAUUUUCAACAUCACCAAAUCAAAAACCACUGCUAACAUCUUCGACAACACCGCUUCUUCCAGGAAGUCUUUUGGAAAGCGAUCACUUAUCAAAUGGUCGAAAAAAGCUGCGUCAGUAGGGAGCACGCCGAAAAGCCCAACGAAGGGAAGUCUCGAAAGACAGCCCAGUGAAGACUCAGAAAAUGCGUUUCUGAUUAGUCUUGAAGAUCUUCAGUUGGACACGAGCGAGUACACGCCAGAUUGGCUUGUACUGAGUCGCAAAUUGAAAGAAUUCAUGGACGAGAAAAUGAGCGAAAUAUUCCCGCAUGGGGAUGAAACGUUAGAAACAACCAACGGCAUUAAGGUUCAAGACAUCGUUGACAGCAUCAGAGGACAUUUGAUCAAUCCUCAUUGGGCGGAUGAAAACGUUGAGUGGGGACCGCUCUGGACCGAAAAAGAGGAAGUUGGGAAAAAGAUCGAAUGUGCGGAGUGUUUCAUUUCGUUCUUAGGGACAUUGUGUCUCUAUUUUCAAGCGAGAAGAACCACCUGUAGCAGGCUAUUCGAGUGGUCAAUUGAAAUCAUCGAUGAGAUCCUGAAUCAUUACUACGAAAAGCUCGUGGAAAUGACCCGCGAAUCUCCGUUCAUCCUUCGCCAACAAUUGACGAGUCAGAACUGCUUAUUCAUCCGUUAUUUUCCCCUGUUGUAUUCGUAUAUCGUAUGCGAUUCAAAUAUCAAAGCCAUUGGGGCGAUAAGGCCCGGAAUGAAGAGGAUGAUGGAAACGAUCAAAUUUCAAAUAAACGACCUUGGAAAAUGUUUCAAACGAAGAAACUCUUCCUCUAGCUCGGAUUCUGUCAUGCUCGACGAUGAUAACUGUCCUCUAGAAAAGCUCAUUUUGUCGGCUUUUGAUUUUUCACAGCCGCAUUGCAGGCCGCUUUUUGAAGACAUCGCGGAUUCCGCUUCUGAUCAUUUGAAGAAUUACCUGUCAGAGUUGGUCCUUUUCUGGGUAGAAGCAAAAGCCGAAUGGAUCGUAAAAGACAAGUGGCUGUACUUGCAAACUCUCAGCUUGGUCCGCCAAUCACCCCAGCAAUCUGACACGGCCCUCGUUGCCUUUCAGCAAUUCAUCCGAAUCCCAAAAAUUGCUAAUUACGCUCUCCAAGAGCUCGGAAUGAUCAUGGAAUUCGACCUCUCUCUGAGACAGAAGGUUCUAUGCGUCCUGGUUGAGAACGAAUUCAUUGCGCAAAAAGUAGAAGAGUUCGGCGGAGUUACUGAUCUUGACUCUAUGCUUGAUAACUGGAUGACAACUGGGCAAUAUGAGUUUAGUAAAGAAAUCAUAGGAAGGCUUAAGGUUUCGUUCUCGACAUCCGAUGUCAAGGAUUAUGAGAAAGAUCGAAAUAUCGUCCGCCCGGUUCACCUACCGCACAAUCUUCUCCACUCCCUUGCAUCGCACACCUUUGGGGUGGAGCGACUAAAGGACUACGUCAAAGAACUGGUAAUUCAACUCAAUCAACCAGUCGCCUCCGAUUUGCCGGAAAGCGAGCUCGAUCGGUUAUCCGCUUUGUGGAGCGCAGGUGCAAUCCUAAGCACUAAUUUCGGAUGCAAUGUGUUCUCUUCGCAUCUCUGGCCGCUCGUUAUCAAGAACCUAAAACACGAUUGGCUGCCUAUUAGAGCAACAGCAUUUUAUGUGGUCAACUGGAUCAGCAGGUCACCGUAUGGCGCUGAUCUCAUUGAAUACGAAACAAAUCUUUCAUGGAAGGUGAAAAAACGGCUCGUUGGAGACAUUGGCCGCCGUCAGCGCAACUCAACAGUCGACUCCUGGUCAAGUAGCACGUUUCCUGAUGAUUCUUUCAAAGAUCUGUACAUCGACAGUUCCAACGCUUCAUUGAACGAUCCGUUUCAAUCUACAGAUGGGAUCAACCGCUCAAACGAGCAUUUGGUCCAUUCGAUAAGCCGCUUGUUAGAUCAGAACCGGCCACUGAUAGUGUCUAUCUCCCGCCAGUGGUCGAUGAACGACGAACUCGAAUCAGGAAAAACACCACUUUACCGGGAACAACGGAGCAUUUCUGAUACAACGGCCAUGGAAUUGACUAUCUCCAGGCACCAGAGUUUCGACAGCUCGAGUCCAAUGUCGCCCAUGAAAAGCCGUUUGCUGAGGCCCGUAACGAGAACCCAUCGAGUGCUGUCCAGUGCUUCGUCUGGCGCGGAAAUGCCCUCCGUUCCUGAAGGAAAGCCCCUCGAGGAGCCCCUCGUCUCACAGAGCCUCAACGAGACCAAACUCCAGCGAAACCUCCCGUUUUUCAACCGCUUCACAACGGAUGCCGAGACCUUUGCCGCAACGAACGGACACAUAACAAGGCCAUCUCACUUUGCGUCUGAAAUGCGCAAAAGUCGGACAGAACCGAGUCUUGGAAGCUUCGCAACAUACCAGUCCUCUGAAGGCCAUUCCACCGCUCCUGAUCCAGGGGAACAGGCGAUAGAGACGUUUGACAAUGAGAUCUACCGAGUAACGCCGCCGGAAUACCCUGGCAUUGCCUUGCCAAACGACUUGAUGAGCUUUCUCGACAUUCCGGAGAUGAAUUCAGCUGUUGAUACCAGUUUUAUAGAAGUCGAAAAAAUGCCUCAACAAGAAACAAUUCUCCUCAACUCUGUGGAAAAUUCAACGGAGGCCGUGUGUGACGAAAGCGUCGAAAUCUUCUCCGAAGUGCUUCAACUCGUUCGGGAAGCGUCACGUGGAAAGGGCGAAAUUCCAAAGCGAAUUUUUCACCUGCGGACUAAGCACGUGGAGAGCUUCAGAAACCUGCGCCUGUAUGAACAAGUGAUUAACAGAUUAGUCGAGACCUCGGCGAUCGGCGUUACCAACUUCAGGAAGCACGUUCAUGAGCUCUUUGAUUGGCGGUCCGUUGACCAAACAUCCACCAAAAAUCUCUUCUUUCAUGAAAUAGAAGAACAAAUGAGCGAGAUCGAUAAAAAGUGGACUGCCGCGUAUCCCGCUCUGAUUUCUUAG
This is a messenger RNA of Oikopleura dioica, 4767 nucleotides long. Lineage: Eukaryota; Metazoa; Chordata; Appendicularia; Copelata; Oikopleuridae. The record is from the annotation of a GenBank genome assembly.